AUGGAAAAAUUUAUGGGCAAGAAGUUACGGUCACAAUUAAAUGGUGGCAGACAAGGCCAAGGGGGAUUUGGUCCCUUUAUGAGUCUUUUGAUGGAUGAACGCGUGGGGACGGCAACCAGUAGGCAACAGAACAAUGUGGGAAGGGUGAUAAAGAGAGGAAAGAGCAUCACCAUGACGGAAGCCGCCCUAAAAGGCCACACCAUUGCUGUCAUUUCAUAA
Neofelis nebulosa (Clouded leopard) is the source of this 219-nucleotide messenger RNA. Its product is annotated as small nuclear ribonucleoprotein G-like. Lineage: Eukaryota; Metazoa; Chordata; Mammalia; Carnivora; Felidae. The transcript has 2 exons. The coding region runs from base 1 to 219 and encodes 72 amino acids. The record is from RefSeq and is a predicted model, not a curated record.